AUGAUAAUAAUAACAAAAGAGUUGGGAAAAUAUCUAAAAAUUAAUAAUAAAAACAAUGAUAAUAAUGAUAGUGAUAAUGAUAAUGAGUAUAAUAGUAAUAAUGAUGGUGAUAGUGAUAAUGAUAAUGAGUAUAAUAGUAAUAAUGAUGGUGAUAGUGAUAAUGAUAAUGAGUAUAAUAGUAAUAAUGAUGGUGAUAGUGAUAAUGAUAAUGAGUAUAAUAGUAAUAAUGAUGGUGAUAGUGAUAAUGAUAAUGAGUAUAAUAGUAAUAAUGAUGGUGAUAGUGAUAAUGAUAAUGAGUAUAAUAGUAAUAAUGAUGGUGAUAGUGAUAAUGAUAAUGAGUAUAAUAGUAAUAAUGAUGGUGAUAGUGAUAAUGAUAAUGAGUAUAAUAGUAAUAAUGAUGGUGAUAGUGAUAAUGAUAAUGAGUAUAAUAGUAAUAAUGAUGGUGAUAGUGAUAAUGAUAAUGAGUAUAAUAGUAAUAAUGAUGGUGAUAGUGAUAAUGAUAAUGAGUAUAAUAGUAAUAAUGAUGGUGAUAGUGAUAAUGAUAAUGAGUAUAAUAGUAAUAAUGAUGGUGAUAGUGAUAAUGAUAAUGAGUAUAAUAGUAAUAAUGAUGGUGAUAGUGAUAAUGAUAAUGAGUAUAAUAGUAAUAAUGAUGGUGAUAGUGAUAAUGAUAAUGAGUAUAAUAGUAAUAAUGAUGGUGAUAGUGAUAAUGAUAAUGAGUAUAAUAGUAAUAAUGAUGGUGAUAGUGAUAAUGAUAAUGAGUAUAAUAGUAAUAAUGAUGGUGAUAGUGAUAAUGAUAAUGAGUAUAAUAGUAAUAAUGAUGGUGAUAGUGAUAAUGAUAAUGAGUAUAAUAGUAAUAAUGAUGGUGAUAGUGAUAAUGAUAAUGAGUAUAAUAGUAAUAAUGAUGGUGAUAGUGAUAAUGAUAAUGAGUAUACUGUUGCGAAUAGAAAAAGUAAAUAA
Molecule: messenger RNA, 957 nt
Organism: Brugia pahangi
Lineage: Eukaryota; Metazoa; Nematoda; Chromadorea; Rhabditida; Onchocercidae
Source: the annotation of a GenBank genome assembly